This is a messenger RNA of Scaptodrosophila lebanonensis, 3281 nucleotides long. Its product is annotated as C-1-tetrahydrofolate synthase, cytoplasmic-like. The record is from RefSeq and is a predicted model, not a curated record. Gene Ontology annotation, cellular component: cytosol. The transcript is spliced from 7 exons. Bases 238 to 3171 code for a protein of 977 amino acids. Gene Ontology annotation, molecular function: ATP binding; methylenetetrahydrofolate dehydrogenase (NADP+) activity; formate-tetrahydrofolate ligase activity. Gene Ontology annotation, biological process: tetrahydrofolate interconversion. Lineage: Eukaryota; Metazoa; Arthropoda; Insecta; Diptera; Drosophilidae.
GUAGUCACUGUUACAUGUGCCUUUUUUUUUAGAAAUUUCCACAGAUAUGUUUUAGGAUGCCCAGACCUUCAACAUGUCCUUAAAAGAGGGUCUAAUUGAACAGGCGUGGUCAACUAGCGGGAAACAGGGGAGGACAAUGAAAAGGGCCAAACGUUAGAAUAUAAUAAUAAGUAGUUGCAAUAUAAGGAAUACUAUAUACCAUUUUUGGAGCGAGAAUUCAAUUCCUUUUUCACGUACAUGAUGAAAAAAUGCGAUUUUUGGUGGCGUUGUAUGUUGUGGAGGUUACUCCGAUUUUCCAGCUGUUUGAGACUAAAGUGCAACGCGCGUUAUUGCAGCGGUGGCAAGUCGACGAAGCCGACAGGCAGAAUCAGCGAGGCCAAGAUUUUAUCAGGCACGGCGGUGGCCAAGGAGAUACGUGAGGAGUUGCGUAGGGAGGUGUUGGAGCUGCGAAAACGUAUGGUGAACUUUGUGCCCGGAUUGCGGAUCAUACAGGUGGGUGGUUAUGAAGACUCCAAUGUCUACAUACGCAUGAAGGUUAGGGCGGCCACAGAGAUUGGAAUCGAUGCAAUCCACAUAAAAUUGCCACGGUCUACCACUGAAAUGGAGCUACUCUAUAAGAUCAGAGAACUUAACUAUGAUCCAAUAGUUCAUGGCAUUAUUGUGCAAAUGCCAUUAGAUGCGGACACAAAAAUUAAUUCCCAUCUCAUAACAGACGCUGUUUUCCCUGAAAAGGAUGUAGAUGGUCUUCAUACCAUCAAUGAGGGACGUGUGGCCAUUGGAGAUUUCAGUGGGUUCUUACCUUGCACCCCAUGGGGUUGCAUUGAGCUCAUUAAGCGAUCUGGCAUUGAAAUCGCCGGGGCUCGUGCUGUCGUCUUGGGUCGCAGUAAGAUUGUGGGUACACCAGCUGCGGAGCUUCUCAAAUGGGCUCAUGCCACCGUCACGGUUUGCCACUCGAAGACACGUAAUCUGGCUGAGAUAACGCGUCAGGCCGAUAUUUUGGUUGUAGGUAUAGGUGUGGCCGAAAUGGUCCAGGGUAGUUGGAUAAAACCCGGCGCUGUGGUCAUCGAUUGUGGCAUCGAUAUGAAGCCAGAUCCAUCUAGAGCGAGUGGAACCCGUUUAGUGGGGGACGUCGACUACGAACAGGCUAAGCUUGUGGCCGGCUAUUUGACACCUGUGCCGGGUGGUGUAGGCCCCAUGACUGUGGCAAUGCUCAUGAAGAACACCGUGCGCUCCGCAACGCGCGCGGUGGAUUGGCAGACUCGCAGCAACUGGAAUCUGACAUCAUUACCCAUAAAGCCGGUCAAGCCAGUGCCUAGUGAUAUUGAAAUAGCGCGCGCUCAGAAACCGAAGGAGAUUGCAUUGCUAGCGAAGGAGAUUGGCCUGCAUGCCAGUGAGGUCUCCCUCUAUGGGCACAAGAAGGCAAAAAUAUCGCUUAAUGUGCUGGAACGUUUGGCGGAUCGUGAGUCUGGUAGUUAUGUAGUGGUUGCUGGCAUAACGCCAACGCCCCUUGGCGAGGGCAAGAUUACGACACUAAUGGGUCUGGUGCAGGCUUUGGGGGCCCAUAAGAAGCGCAAUGCGAUUGCAGCACUUCGACAGCCUUCCCAGGGUCCCACAUUUGGCAUUAAGGGUGGUGCUGCUGGUGGGGGCUAUGCUCAGGUCAUCCCCAUGGAGGAAUUCAAUCUGCAUUUGACGGGUGACAUACACGCGGUGAGUGCGGCCAAUAAUUUGCUGGCAGCCCAGUUGGACACCCGCAUCUUCCACGAGUGCACGCAACAGGAUAAGGCACUGUACGAUCGCCUAGUACCGAAGAUCAAGGGUCAGCGUAAAUUUUCAGCCAUACAGCUGCGUCGUCUGAAGCGCCUGGGCAUUGAUAAAACCAAUCCAGAUGAGCUUACCGAGCAGGAGUUUGGGGCCUUCGCCCGUCUGAACAUCGAUCCCGACACAAUUAUGUGGGAACGUGUGGUGGACAUGAACGAUCGAUACUUGCGCAGCAUCACUGUGGGGCAAUCGCCCACCGAGAAGGGUAUUACUCGUCAGACCCGUUUCUCUAUUUCGGUGGCUAGCGAGAUCAUGGCCGUGUUGGCUUUGUCCCGUUGCAUGGAGGAUAUGAAGCAGCGUCUAUCGGAAAUGGUGGUGGCCUUCGACAAGGAAGGCAAGCCCGUAACGGCCGACGAUUUGGGUGUGACAGGUGCCCUCACUGUGCUGCUCAAGGACGCUCUGGAGCCGAAUCUGAUGCAAUCUCUGGAGGGUACACCCGUGCUGGUGCAUGCCGGACCCUUUGCCAACAUUGCGCACGGUUGUAACUCGAUUGUGGCCGAUGAGAUCGGUCUGAAGCUGGUGGGUAAGAAUGGGUUUGUGUGCACAGAGGCCGGUUUCGGAUCAGACAUCGGCAUGGAAAAGUUCUGCAACAUCAAGUGUCGUACUUCGGGCAGGAAACCCAAUGCUAUGGUGCUGGUGACCACAGUGCGAGCCAUCAAAAUGCAUGGUGGCGGAGCACCAGUGACACCCGGCGCUCCUCUAAACAAACAGUACACGGAAGAGAAUCUGGAGCUGGUCGAGAAGGGCAUUCCCAAUCUUCUUCAACACAUAGCCAAUGGUCGUACGUUUGGCAUGCCGGUGGUGGUCUGCAUUAACGCACAUGUGGCGGACACCAAGCCCGAGCAUGAGCUGCUUAAAAAGGCGGCCCUGAAGGCGGGUGCCUUCGCAGCCGUUGUCUCCACCCAUUGGUCCGAUGGUGGUGCUGGUGCCUUGGAGUUGGCGGAAGCGGUUAUCAAGGCCUGUGAGGCAGGCAAUCAAUUUAAGCUGCUCUACGACCUCGAGCUGCCACUGGUGGACAAAAUGUCGAAAAUUGCAAACACCAUGUACGGUGCGGCCAAGGUGGAGCUCUCAGAAGAGGCUCAGCAGAAGGUGGAACGUCUCACCGCGGCCGGAUUUGGUGAACUGCCCGUUUGCAUGUCGAAGACCGCCUGCUCCCUAACUGGCGAUGCCAAAAUCAAGGGUGCACCCAAAGGGUUCACACUACACGUCGAGGACGUAUAUGUGUCAGCAGGUGCUGGUUUUGUUGUUGCCAUGUGUGGCGAAAUAACAAAAAUGCCGGGCUUGUCCACCCGUCCCUGUAUUUACGAUAUAGACCUAAAUACUGAAACUGGACAAAUAGAGGGGCUCUUCUAGGAUGGAUCUAAAACAAACAAAAUUAAUAUUGAAUUGUAUGUAAUUUGUGUAUCUAGAUAUUUUAUUUUGUACAUUUAGGAAAUGUAUAAAUAUAAAUUGACUGUUUUAAU